Drosophila subpulchrella is the source of this 1236-nucleotide messenger RNA. RefSeq names its product rRNA 2'-O-methyltransferase fibrillarin (gene Fib). Gene Ontology annotation, cellular component: small-subunit processome; Cajal body; box C/D methylation guide snoRNP complex. Lineage: Eukaryota; Metazoa; Arthropoda; Insecta; Diptera; Drosophilidae. Gene Ontology annotation, molecular function: rRNA methyltransferase activity; RNA binding; histone H2AQ104 methyltransferase activity. Gene Ontology annotation, biological process: box C/D sno(s)RNA 3'-end processing; rRNA methylation. The coding region runs from base 16 to 1074 and encodes 352 amino acids. The transcript has 3 exons. The record is from RefSeq and is a predicted model, not a curated record.
GUACAGCAGCAUAAAAUGGGCAAACCAGGAUUCAGUCCACGCGGUGGUGGCGGCGGCGGAGGAGGCGGUGGCUUCCGUGGGCGUGGCGGCGGCGGAGGAGGCGGUGGCGGCGGCGGAUUUGGAGGAGGAGGCCGAGGUGGCGGUGGCGGCUUCGGAGGAGGUGGCCGUGGACGCGGAGGCGGUGGAGAUCGCGGUGGUGGUCGUGGUGGCUUUGGAGGCGGCGGCCGUGGACGCGGAGGCGGUGGAGAUCGAGGUGGUGGUCGUGGUGGCUUCGGAGGACGAGGUGGCGGUGGUGGCCGUGGAGGCGGCGGUCGCGGUGGCGGCGGAGGACGUGGUGGUGGCGCCGGCGGCUUCAAGGGCGGCAAAACCGUCACCAUCGAAGCGCAUCGUCACGAGGGAGUCUUCAUUGCCCGCGGCAAGGAGGACGCCCUGGUCACCAGGAACUUUGUACCCGGAUCCGAGGUCUACGGCGAGAAGCGCAUCUCCGUCGAGACCAAUGGCGAGAAGAUCGAGUACCGCGUGUGGAACCCCUUCCGCUCCAAGCUGGCUGCCGCUGUCCUGGGUGGCGUUGAGCAGAUUCACAUGCCGCCGGGCUCCAAGGUGCUCUACCUGGGCGCCGCCUCCGGAACGACGGUCUCGCACGUGUCGGAUGUGGUGGGACCCGAGGGUCUCGUCUACGCCGUGGAGUUCUCACACCGAUCCGGUCGCGAUCUGAUCAAUGUGGCCAAGAAACGCACCAACAUCAUACCCAUCAUCGAGGACGCUCGCCAUCCGCACAAGUACCGCAUGCUGGUGGGCAUGGUGGAUACGAUUUUCGCCGACGUUGCCCAGCCGGAUCAGGGCCGUAUUGUGGCGCUGAAUGCCCAGCACUUCCUGAAGAACGGCGGCCACUUCGUCAUCUCGAUCAAGGCCUCCUGCAUCGACUCGACGGCGCAGCCGGAAGCGGUAUUCGCUGCCGAGGUGAAGAAGAUGCAGGCGGACAAGCUGAAGCCGCAGGAGCAGCUCACGCUGGAGCCAUACGAGCGAGACCACGCCGUCGUCGUCGGCGUCUACCGACCACCGCCCAAGCAGUAGGACGACCUCUUCUGCCUGGUUUAGUUUUAAGGCUAUUGUACUAAUACAGACGUGUUGUAUUAAGUUUCUUUUUAAAUAUAAAACCAUAGUUGUAAAGAUAAAUCAAAAUGCAAACUAUUUUUGUAGCAGACGUACAAAAUAUACACAGAAACCAAAAGCAAA